Molecule: messenger RNA, 1275 nt
Organism: Linum tenue
Lineage: Eukaryota; Viridiplantae; Streptophyta; Magnoliopsida; Malpighiales; Linaceae
Source: the annotation of a GenBank genome assembly
AUGGUGGGAGAUAAUCAGCUGAGUCACUUUAAUGCAUCAAGUAAAGUUGGUUCUUGUGCUCGGUUGGACCUUCAGUGGGAGAAAAAUGGAGUAGUUGAUGUUCAUGACUUCGACAUUUCAACUAGCAAGGGUCCAUUUGUCAUGAAGGCACUCAGUUUAAUCUUCUGCAGGUCUGGAACCAAUGUCAGCCGAGCCAUCGGAGGAGUGUAGGUCAGAAGAUGUCUUAACAGAGAAACAUGCCCAAUCUGCCGCACGAAACUGAUCAGAACUCUUUUCUACUUGCAGUUUAGUGACAAGGUAAUGGAACAACUCAAGUUUGAUUACUCAUAAGAAAAUAUUACUGAAAAGGUGUUCUUGCAUGCUGAACAAGAGGAAUUUUGUCAACUCUGCAUUGAUGCCUGAUGAGCAGAAUUGACGAUCAAUCUCUAUCUCUGCCUCAUCUCCUCUGAGGCGUGACAGAUCGAUGGGCACAAAAUGGAUCAGUAUACAGCUGCCUAUCCAUUUGAUAUGCUUUUGUUGUCUGGGAGGAUAGAAAGAACCUACAUAAACUGUUAAGCAGCAGGCAUGACAAGGAAGAAGGAGCCAACAUCGACCUGGUUGGUGCCGAUUCAGAUUUGAAGCAAGCCCAUUUUGAUUCAUGGUGUCCAUUCCAGCUUUCUUUGGUUAUGCAAUAAUGUGGGGUAGGAAGCCGGCCAGUUCAAUGUCUCAUCAAGGGUGCUGGGAACUAUGGAUUUGGAAGUAGAGCGAUGGAUAACUCACUUAUGUGCGAAUUCAUUCGUUCUGGUUUCGACUUGGAUCAAUACAGCGGGGUAGAAGCGAUUAGAGUGGAAGUUUCAUACACCAUGGAGAUGGAACUCGCAGGUUUUAUUGCAUUCCAGCUGGAUAAUGGAAGUAAUUGGGAGUCCUGAACUGUCUCAUGCAGGAGUAUAAAGAAGAUGAUGAACUCUCACCAGCAAGUGGGAACUAUGAAUUUCUGUACCAGUUGAUGUUGCUAAUAAGAAGAUAAUUUCCCAGCUCAUCAUCAGUUUGUUAUUGUGCAUCCAGGUAGAGGAGGGUGUUUUAUGCUUUUGUUCUGCGUCAUCUCUAUGGUCACUUGCAGGAUGCAACCAGGCAUAUAGAGCGGUGGAUAUGAAAUGAAGUAUCCGGUUGUCACAGCAACUCUGCCAUUAUUGUUUUGUUCCUAUUUAUAUGGCAAUGUAAUCAUAUUUAAAACUUUCCAUUUGCUUUGCUAGCAUGCUUUGUUCCUCAAUUGACGUUGGUUCAUGCAAAUAGGCC